Molecule: messenger RNA, 1249 nt
Organism: Andrographis paniculata
Lineage: Eukaryota; Viridiplantae; Streptophyta; Magnoliopsida; Lamiales; Acanthaceae
Product: probable WRKY transcription factor 57
Exons: 4
Coding region: 148-1056 (302 amino acids)
Biological process (GO): regulation of DNA-templated transcription
Molecular function (GO): sequence-specific DNA binding; DNA-binding transcription factor activity
Source: RefSeq, a predicted model, not a curated record
GAUCGGGUACAGUAUGCACUACGCGUAUUUUCUUCCUGCCUUCCUUUUUGUUUUUCCCUCUUUUUCAGAAACCCUAAUUUUUCUCUCUCCGCGUUUCCAUGUCUUUUUCCGAUUCCUUUUCUACAAUAGUUUAGCAAUCGAGUCAUUAUGGCAGGGAAGGAGACGGCGGAUCUCGAUUUCACCACCGCGGAGUCCACCGACCGCCGCGCCUCUGACGGCGGCGGGAAUCACGCUCGCUUCUUCGCAGAUGAUUACAAGGAGAGUAGCGUGCUAGGGGAGUUCGGUUGGAGUAUGCCGCCGGAAUCAGCCGGCGGUGUGUACGGUUGCGAAGGCGGUUUGUUCGAUUUUGACAGGAUCGAGUCCGAUUUGGGGGGAGGCCUUGCCGAUGAUUACUUCUCGGCCGAUUUAUCGCCUCGUAGGGGAUGCUGCGCGGUUAUCGGUGGUGAUAAGGAGGGGGAAGUAGCGGAGGCUUCGGCGUCGAAUCCGUGUAGGUCUUCGAGCUCAUCCGCCGCGGAUCUGACGGAGAAACCGGCAGCCUCCGGUGCUUCAUCCGCCGACGCCGCGGCGAAUCCGGCGACGGAUACAGCGAUUGAGACUAAAAAGAAGGUGCAAAAGCGGAUUCGACAGCCGCGGUUUGCGUUUGUCACCAAGAGUGAAGUUGAUCAUCUCGAGGAUGGCUAUCGCUGGAGGAAGUAUGGACAGAAAGCAGUAAAGAACAGCCCAUUUCCAAGGAGCUAUUACCGGUGUACAAACGGUAAAUGCAUGGUGAAAAAACGUGUGGAGAGAUCAUCGGAGGACUCAUCACUUGUGAUCACAACAUACGAAGGCCAACAUUCUCACCACUCAGUCGGGUUCCAUAGAGGGGAUCUCUUAACUUCAAGGCUUCCAUUUAAUCAAGAAAACACUAUGCACAUUGCACAAUGUUUUCAACCCCAUAUCCAACCCAAAGGCGAAGAGUUUCAUUCCUCGACGCCGGCAGUGAGUUUGCCGCCACUUGUUGGCGGCAAUGGCGGAUGCCUUGGGGAUAUCGUGUCACGCAAGAUGCCUUUGGGAUGAGUUUUCAUGCUACAGGUCGUUAUUAUGAUGAUGCAUUAAGUCAUUUUCGGGAUGUACUAUCCUAUCAACUAGUAUGAUUUGCCAUCAGACCCAAGAUCAUGAGGUAAUUAAUUAAUUAAUUUAGUACAAUCUGUAAAUUCCAAAUUACUUGUCCUGAAAAUUCGAUAUGCUAUUUUUAUUUUGUUUUAUUAUA